Messenger RNA from Aspergillus saccharolyticus JOP 1030-1, 1742 nucleotides. Its product is annotated as putative MFS polyamine transporter. Gene Ontology annotation, biological process: spermine transport; transmembrane transport; spermidine transport. The coding region runs from base 128 to 1594 and encodes 488 amino acids. The record is from RefSeq and is a predicted model, not a curated record. Gene Ontology annotation, molecular function: spermidine transmembrane transporter activity; spermine transmembrane transporter activity. The transcript has 5 exons. Lineage: Eukaryota; Fungi; Ascomycota; Eurotiomycetes; Eurotiales; Aspergillaceae.
CAGAAUCCUCGUUCCCUGAAAAGAGUCUGCCCUCUCUCGACUAGGACAUGACCUGUCGACAAGACUGAAAUCAACUCAAACCCCUUUUAUUUUCCACCAUCUGAUUACAAUCGCCGGGUAGCACGUUAUGGCCGAUCCGAAGCCCAUCGCUCCCGUCGGGGGUUCUUCUCUCCAAAAUUCUGACAUUAGAGAGAUACAAUGGGAUGAUCCCCACGAGAAACGAAACCCUCACAACUGGCCAAUAUGGAAGAAGCUCUUUCACACCGCCGUGCCCUGCGUUCUCGCUUUUGUGAUGCAAGUAUUGCACACGUUCGGGACAUCCGUCAACGAAGCCGCUUUGGACCUCAUAGCAACACGAUUCAACGUAUCGCAGACCGUCUCCAUGCUCACCCUCACCCUGUAUACACUUGGCCUGGCGUUCGGCCCUCUAGUCAUCGCGCCGCUGUCAGAAACGUUCGGCCGCCGCCCCGUCUAUAUUUUCACCUCGACCUGUCUCCUGACGUUCAGUGCAGGGGCCGGGGCGGCAAAUAACCUCGCGACUCUGCUCGUGUGCCGUGGGCUGGCUGGGGCUUUGGGGUCCUCGGGCAUUGCAAUCGGUGCGGGUACGCUGGCUGAUAUCUGGGAUUUGGACAAGGAAGGCGGUCCUGCAUCGUUGCUCUUUGUCCUGGGUCCCUUCCUCGGCCCCACGACGGGGCCCUUGGCCGGAGCCUAUGUCCUCAAGGACCACGGCGACGACUGGAGAUGGACACAAUGGGUCAUGGUGAUUCUCUGCGCGCCCGUCUGGCUCGGCGCGGUCUUGAUGCAGGAGACCAUGAAGGAGAGGAUCUUGGUCAAGACCAAGAGUGAUGAUACCCACCUCGAAAAGGGGGGAGGCUCGCAACAGCAGCCAGAACUUCCGAAGCCGUCCCUGAGAGACUUGAUUACCACGGGAUUAGGAAGGCCCGUGAAGCUCUUGUGCACCGAAGUCAUCGUGUUCUCAUUGACCUUGUAUACGGCGUUCGCGUACGCCAUGAUCUUCAGCUAUUUCGCCAGCUCGUCCUACGUCUACACGAUCUAUUAUGGGUUCGACUGGCGACAGGUUGGGCUAACCUUCAUCAGCGUCAUUGUGGGAUAUGUUCUUGCGGCCUUGAUGUUCGGGAUCUUUGACAAGACUCUGUACGUCAGGGCACGCGUGGCUGGCGGGGGCGUUGCCGCCCCGGAGCAUCGCCUCUACUCGGCAAUGGCAGGCAGUGUACUAUUACCCGUGGGCUUGUUUUGGUAUGCGUGGGAAGCCCACGCCGGUGGCCACUGGGCCGCCCUUGUGUGCGCAGGAAUCCCUUUUGGAGUGGGAGCUUUUUCUCUUUUCCUGUCCGCCAUCACCUACCUUGUCGAUGUCUAUCAAGCCGGUGCUGCAGCAUCUGCCUUGGCCGCCAACGGGGUCAUUCGAUAUUGCCUCGGAGCCACAUUCCCGCUUUUCACCGUACAAAUGUACGAGAAGCUCGGGGUGCACUGGGCGAGCAGUCUCUAUGCGUUCCUGUCCUUGUUUCUGUUGCCUAUUCCUUGGGUGUUGUUCAAGUACGGAGCUUCCUUGCGCGGCAAAGGAUACUCUAGGUGAUGUUUCGAUGUUCUGAAUAGACGAGGGGGGGCUUCGUUAGAGCUUGACGACAGGAUCAGCCAUCAUGGAAGGAUGGUCACUAUUUCUCUUUUGACCCGCAGAUUUAGGAUAAAGGGAUUCUUAUAUGGCCGAGUGUCAUAGUACUGUG